CAAACCCUCAAGCAGCACACUUCACCCUGCCACAUGUCGUAGCCGCUGUAUCGACGCACUCAGGCAGACGAAGCUCGCUGGCUUCUUGACAUUGAACGUUGGGUAUUUUACAGUCACGACAGCAUUCAUCGACGCCUGGACUCAAACGGAGCAUUCGAGCCUGUCUUGCCCAUUCCACACCCAGCACCUCCCUCUGCUAUACACCCCACACCCCCAAGCAUGGUGCGAAACGGCAGCCCGUCGCCGGCGGACAAGUUCCCGCUCGGGCACUCGGCCGUCUCUCCACAGCCGCAGCCGUCGAAGCGGGACAAGCGGCGCAACAUGCUGGCCGAGAAGCUGUCCGACAUGGUGGCUUCCUUCUCCGACAACAGAGACAGCCACUACCGGGCGCAGCUGCACGCGCUGCAGGCCGACAUCAACCUCAUCAUGAAGGCAGACCCGUAUGCGAACAAGCCGCUCGACGACGGCGGCGAGGAGGCCUCGGAGCUCAUCGCGCAGAUCAUGGGCACCUCGGCCGUCCCGACUGCCCCCAGCGCGGGCACCGACUACAUUGCCCAGUGCGGCAAGCACUACUCGCGCUUUGUCGAUGCCGUCAACGACGCCAUGGAGGAGCGCGACUACAACCUGACCAUGCUCUUUAACAAGCACGAAAACACAAAGAACGAGAUCGAGAACGCGCACUUCUACAAGGUCCAGAUCGCCGAGGAAGAGCACAAGCUGCUCGCAGCCACGAUCCGCGAGCGCCUCAUUGCCAGCAUACAGCAACGGACAAGCCGCCUGAAGCGCGAGAAGGAGCAGCUGGACCUCUCCGACAGCAACGCCAUGCUGCUCCACCCCAACCAGUUCAGCAUUGGCAACCCGGCCAGCCCCGGCGGACCCCAGGCGCCUCGCAAGACCAGGCGGACGGGCCACAAGUUUGGGGACGCCGAGGAUCUGGCCGCCAAUGCAGAGAACAAGCGCAAGAGGAAGCUUUUCGAGGAGAACGAAAACGAGUCGCCAGGCCCCUCUGGCCGCAACAUAGAGAUGGGCAUUGGCUCGCCCUUCCGCGAAGCAAAAGCGCGCACCGUCCACGCGCAGUUCGAGUCUUCCGCCUACUCGCUCGAGCGCCUCUUCACCGAGAAGGAGCUGAACAUGGCCAUGAACCAGGCCACGACAGCCGCCUCGCACUUCUUCGCCAAGAUGAAGAACGCCGAGCCCACGCACCACGAACCCCUCUCCAACGGCACAAACGGCGACCACGCGUCCGAAAACGGCGACACAGCAGACCCAGACCAGUCCUCGGACGACAUCCCCGGCGCCUCAGACAUGGCCCGCACCGCAUCCUCCAACCCCCACGCGACCCGCGGCGCCACCCGCUCAGCCCUAAACCCCUCCGCCAUCAUAAACGGCCACGUCCCCUUCAUCUUCAACGCACCCUUCAUCCUCGACGCGAAAAUCUUCCAAAAAGCAAACGCGCAGGCCCCGCCCCCGCCCCCCCUCUCCGCUCAAGACGUAGAGCAGGACCUCAAGCUCAUGCUCAGAGGCGCAGACCCCGACGACGAACUCAACGAGAAAUUACUACAAGCGGCUGUCAACCCCGUCAAGGCCCGCGACUUCCAGGUCCAGCCCCCCGGCUUCGUCGAGCCCGUUAAUGAGAUCACAAGCCACGUCCGCGCCGUGGUCCCGCAUCUUGAGGUCGGCAUGCAGGGCCUGGGCGGCGUGGCGAUGAGCGCGCAGAGUAGCGCCGCCGGGUGGAGCGAUAGGGGCGAGUAUACGCCUGUUAGCAGACUCGCCGAGAGCGCGAAUGGACAUGGGGGUGGUGUGCCUAUGGCGCGGACGGCGAGCGGGAGUGGACGUGGGCGCGGGAGGGGGAGGGGUGGUGCGUAG
Messenger RNA from Dothidotthia symphoricarpi CBS 119687, 1866 nucleotides. RefSeq lists its product as uncharacterized. The record is from RefSeq and is a predicted model, not a curated record. Gene Ontology annotation, molecular function: histone deacetylase binding. The coding region runs from base 220 to 1866 and encodes 548 amino acids. Gene Ontology annotation, cellular component: Sin3-type complex. NCBI's taxonomy places the organism in Eukaryota, Fungi, Ascomycota, Dothideomycetes, Pleosporales, Dothidotthiaceae. The transcript is spliced from 2 exons. Gene Ontology annotation, biological process: negative regulation of transcription by RNA polymerase II.